Messenger RNA from Daphnia magna, 2369 nucleotides. RefSeq names its product homeobox protein unc-42. Gene Ontology annotation, biological process: regulation of transcription by RNA polymerase II. NCBI's taxonomy places the organism in Eukaryota, Metazoa, Arthropoda, Branchiopoda, Diplostraca, Daphniidae. Bases 481 to 1596 code for a protein of 371 amino acids. The transcript is spliced from 6 exons. The record is from RefSeq and is a predicted model, not a curated record. Gene Ontology annotation, molecular function: RNA polymerase II transcription regulatory region sequence-specific DNA binding; DNA-binding transcription factor activity, RNA polymerase II-specific.
GGCUAACUUUGUUACUUAUCAUUGAGGGCAUCGUGUGUUCAGUGAUUGUUUUGCGCGAUUUGGAGCGGACCGAGUUGGCUGAACUUUUGUGCCCCGUAUAUAGACAUAGCUCUUCUUCUUGUCCUUUCAUUGCCGCUACCCUGACGAAGAUGAAGUUAAUUUGAGCCGCCGCAGCCACAACAAGAGUCUAAUAAGAUUGGACAGGUGCUACACUAUUUUCCGUAGAAGCUAUUGACGGUGCGCGUUUGUUUUUUGUUUCUCUUCUUUUCGUCGACAACAAGAAAAAGUAUAGCUCGACAUCCUCGCAUUUCCGUUUCAAGCUCCGGUUUCACGGUUUUGUUCAGCUGUUAUUGAUGAACGUCAUUUAUGCUGAUUAGAAUUGACGAUCCGCAACAAACUUGAUCACCAGCCUUCUUUUUAUCUGGUGGUCGCUUUUUCACGCUCGAUUGCCGACGUCUCUUGUCACUUAUCCAUUACACAAUGGAAUCUUAUUCUUCGUCAUCCAAGUUAGAACUUGGUAACAGUUUGUUACAUUCGACCAGUAACGAGUCUUCGCCGCAAAGUUCCAAUAACGGCGACAUGAAACGGAAGACUUGCAGCGGAGGUGGAAGCAACAACGGCCAGCACCUGAUCCCGACGUCCGUGCCGGGCUUAACCUCUGACUUGACCUCACUCUACGCUCUGGAGAACUUGCACCAUCAUCAUCACCAUCAUCACUCGGCGGGCUUGUCUCAUCAUCAUUCACACCAUUCGUCUCAUCAUCACAACUUGAUCGGUGGUGGCAAUUCAUCGAUUACGAGCAUCGCACCGUCGACAUCCAGCUCGCAAAGCAUUCAAUCAGGAGCUGGAGGUUUGCUGAAUUCCGGAAAUCCACUUGGUCUACCUGGUCCAGAAGGUGCUUUCAAAAAACUGAAAUCGGAGAGCUCAUCGUUGGGUGGCGUCGGUCCUGGUGGAGGAUCGAAUAGCUGCGUCGGCAAUUCGCAUCUGCACAACCCGUCGGCGGCUUCUUGUCCAACUCCGGCGCGUCGUCGACAUCGCACAACCUUCACUCAAGAGCAAUUACAAGAAUUAGAGGCAGCGUUUGCCAAGAGUCACUAUCCGGACAUUUACUGUCGCGAAGAACUCGCCCGCGUCACCAAACUCAACGAAGCUCGCAUUCAGGUUUGGUUCCAGAAUCGCCGUGCCAAAUAUCGCAAACAAGAGAAACAAUUGCAAAAAGCUCUGGCGCCGUCAGUUCUUCCGGCCUGCAAUGGAGCCGCAAUGAUGCGGAAUAUCUACCCGACGGCUAGUCGCGGAUAUCAACCCUAUCCUCACCCUAAUACGUUCCAGAUGAACAGAUAUCCUCAAAAUGAAUUUUCUCAGUACUUGUCGGAUCUAACCCAAAUGAAUCAUAGCGCUGCGGCGGCUUACACGUCCAUGGCGCAACCUUUCGGAGUCUCAGCUCAUACUCCACCUCACAUGCCCACCGUUCGCCAAGACUCUAUGGCAGGUAUGACCUCCGAGGACGAAUGGUACAACAAAAGCUUGACUGCGCUGCGCAUGAACUCCGCCCAUUCAGCAAACCUGACCACUCCCGUUCUUCAGUACCAAUCUUAAGUUGCCUCACUCGAUUGCUUUAAAUUUAACCACGAUUCCCAGUGAAUGAAAGAAAUCAUUCCAGUCUUUAUUGACGUAUGUUUAAUCCCUGUUUAUAUGACCGCCAUUUGAGUUGUGGAUCAGUUAAAAAGAAAUUCCCGCAAAACUUGUUUGCAAAUUGUAUUCAUCAGACGCAAAUUCCCUCGCAAAUCUUUCUAACGUGGAAUUUCAUUCCACUUUUUGGUGAAGGGCUCCAGUCUAUCGUAAUUAUAUCGUGCUCAUAAUGUAAUCAUCAAGCGCGAAAGUCUCUGUAUUAUAAAUUCCCGAUGUAGCUGCCAAUUUGUUUUCUGCUGAUUUCAUUUUGUUUUUUCUUUAUCGUUUUUAUUGUGCAAUAACCCUCGUAACAUUCAUGAAUGACACUUUUCAUUCUCAAUCCUUCUGUGCAUUGAUGGUGUAAAAAAAAACUCAAUAGAAGCUCUUUUACUUGUCCCUGUCAUUUGAAAAAAGAUAUUAUUUGAGUUUUACACGUUACAUCUUGAACUACUAUAUCUACUGCAAUUUUAUUAUAUGUAAUUUCCAAUGACAGCGUUUUCACUGAACAUUAUCCCUAGUACGUCUUUUUUUUUCUUUGUGACACAUUUCUUUUUUUGAUGCAACAUUCGCUGUCCUACCAAGUUGAAUAAAUAUAGCUACACCCAAGAAUUUGUUCCAUGAAUACCAAAAAAAUAUCCCAAGUGUUUGUACUCUUUUUCUUGUAAUGGCGAAUACAGUAUAACAAACAUCCAAACAGCAAA